Molecule: messenger RNA, 933 nt
Organism: Heterobilharzia americana
Lineage: Eukaryota; Metazoa; Platyhelminthes; Trematoda; Strigeidida; Schistosomatidae
Source: the annotation of a GenBank genome assembly
AUGGCCAUCGUUAAAUUGGUUAAGAAUAAGGCUUACUUCAAACGAUUCCAAGUUAAGUUCAGAAGGCGAAGAGAGGGCAAAACUGACUAUUAUGCUCGCAAACGCUUAAUAUGGCAAGACAAAAACAAGUAUAAUACACCAAAAUACAGACUUGUGGUGCGCUUUACAAACAGAGAUAUAAUUUGUCAGAUUGUCUACGCUCGCAUUGAUGGAGAUCGAGUCCUGAGCUCUGCCUAUGCCCAUGAAUUACCGAGAUACGGUGUCAAGGUGGGACUAACCAAUUAUGCUGCUGCAUACUGUACUGGUCUUCUCUGCGCCAGACGUGUUUUAAAACAACUUGGUUUGGACGGCCUUUAUGCAGGAGUUGAGAAGGCUGAUGGUCAGGAGUACCAUGUGGAAUCUGUCGAUGGCCAAAAGUCAGCUUUUAGAUGUCAUCUAGAUAUUGGCCUCGCAAGAACAACAUCUGGUGCUAACGUCUUUGGCGCCCUUAAGGGUGCUGUAGACGGUGGUCUGGAUAUCCCGUAUUCUCCAAGCAGGUUUCCAGGUUAUGACCAGGAGUCUAAAGAAUACAACCCUGAAGUUCACCGGGCGAGAAUAUUAGGCCACCAUGUUUCUGAGUACAUGAAGCAACUUCAGGAGGAAAGUGAAGUUGACUACAAUCGACAAUUCAGUGGUUACAUCAAGCACGGUAUCACUGCUGAUAGUAUUGAGGCUAUGUAUUUGUCUGCACAUGCUGCUAUUCGAGCCGAUCCCUCCGCUGUUGUCCACGAAAAGAAGGAAGUAAAACCGAAGAGAUAUAACCGCAAGAAAAUGUCUUACAAACAGAAGAAAAAACGUAUUAGUCAGAAAAAAGAACAUUAUCUUUCUCAGCUUAAAAAGGAAAUCGCUGCAGCUGAGUAACUGGUUUGUAUAAUAUAUGUUUUCGGAACGAAA